GGCUCGAGCGCGAUCACUCCGGCCCGCACCGCGGGAGCAGGCCGGUGCUUUUUGUAGGAAACAAUCUAGGGACCGCGCCGCCGCGCGCGGGAGGGGAAUGGAGCAGCAGCCGAGGGCGCCCGCGGGCGCGGGCCACCCGGACCGGCGCCGCAGCCUCGGGGGCGUGGGCGGGCUGCUGCUGCGCGGGCAGGGCUCCCGCGGCUCGCAGCAGGGCGCGGCGUCGCCCACCGGCGCCCAGGGGUCUUCGUCGGGCGCCGGCGGGCCCGGGGAAGAGAGGUCGGCCGCCUCCCACGGCUCGUCUGGCAGCGGGGACCUCCAGCACGCGCCCCCGCAAGGAUCCGAGCCCUCGCACAGCUCCGCGCGCAGCGCGCGGCGCGCGGCGGCGCGCAGGGCGCUGGCGAGGCACCCGGCUCGCGGAGCAGGAGGAGGCGUUGACCACCAGGACGAGGACGAGGACUACGACGACAGCGGCGUGGAGCAGGGCGAAGGCGGCGACGCGCGCGCGGAGACCGGCCGCGAGCUGCUGGCGCGCAUGCAGGAACGGGGGUUGGCCGACCUCCAGCGCCAGCUCGAGCACCUCCGCCGCGCCACCGCGCAGCACCACGCGGCUGUCGGGCGACUGGAGGGCGCCGGCGGCCAGGAGGCGGCGGGGUCUGCGGGGCCCUCCGCUGUGUCUCCUGCGGCAGCCGUCCUCGCGGGCCGGCGGGGCGGCCCAGGCGGCGCCGGCGGCUCCCUGGCCGCUCGCCUGAGGCGCCGCACCGGCGAGGUGGAGAACGCCGUGACGAGGACGCCCGCCGACGAGGACGACGACGCGGAGGUGCACCCGCACGUCACCUGCGACGGCUGCGGCGCCGGCCCCCCGGGGUGCCGUCGGACCGGGCGCGUGAUGAAGUGCGCAGACUGCGAGGAUUUUGACUUCUGCGCGCGCUGCUACCGCGACCGCGAGCGACUCGGCCACCCCCGCGGCCACCGCUUCCAGGUCCGGCAGGCGGGCGGCUUGCUGCAGUUCCUCGAGAGCGCCAUGCUCGAGGAGGCCCUGCGCCGGAGCGCGGAGGGCAACGCCGCCGCGCGCGCCGCGGAGGAGGCGGCGGCCGCCGAGGCGCGCGCUGCCGAGGCGCUGGCCAAGUGCGCGCGCGUCCCCUGGUCCCGCGGCCCGAAGGGCGGCGACGAGGGAGAGUGCGCCCUCUGCCUGGAGGAGUACAAGGAGGGAGAGGAGGUGCUGAAGCUCGGGGAGUGCGGGCACUUGUUCCACGAGGAGUGCAUCGGGCCCUGGUUCCACAAGGCCCCGACCUGCCCCUUGUGCCAGCAGCAGGUGUGAAGCGCCGUGCCCGGCCCCCCCGCGCGCCGCCCGCCCGAAGGAGGGCAAGUCUUGCGGGGCGAAGUGGCGGGCGGAGAUGGGGGCAGUCGUCGUCGAGCUGCAGCAGGAGGAUGUCUUUGACUCCCUGCGUGUUGCCUUGCCACCCAGCCCAGUCGCACAGUUUGCACAUAGGCGCCCCGUCGUACGCGCUACUCGGGCAGCGAGUGGCGCGCAUCGUCCUGGGUUUCUUUGCACGUUUGGCGGCAAGUAGCUAGCCGCGACAAGUCAGCUCCCGAGACCCGCCGCGCGACCACAGCGGGCGGGUAGUGCAUCCCGUACCUGGCAUAAAUCCCCGCCUCCCACCCCCACCCCGCUCCUCCUCCCCCCACCUCGCCUCGCCGCGGCCGUGUAGCGCGCGCGGGCGACCUGGGCGGGCGCAGCCCCCGGGUCCGGACCCGCGCUGCGCUUCCUGGGCGGGCGCGCCCCGAUUGGGGGCCGGACGGCGGAGGGACGGACUGGUCCUCCUCCUCCUCCUCCUCCUCCUCCUCCUCCUCCUCCUCCUCCUC
Messenger RNA from Prorocentrum cordatum, 1863 nucleotides. The record is from the annotation of a GenBank genome assembly. Lineage: Eukaryota; Dinophyceae; Prorocentrales; Prorocentraceae.